CUUAAACAAUAAACAUUCAAUAAGUUUACCUGCAUGAAUAACUUUAAGUAGGUACCUUUAAAAUUGUACUUUACGAACUAAAGUGUAAUUCAAGGUAGUAGUCGGAAUCAUGUUAAAAACUCUAACCACGCCGAGUAGAACAAUAAAUUCACGUCGGUCCCAAUUUUCGGGUCCUGUUGCCAAUUAAAAUGAUUAACAAUCCACGUUACACUAACCAAUGAUAAAUAGCCUCGGGGAAACACGAUGUAUGUGGCGGCAAUUCAUCUUCACUGCUGGAUCCAAAUUAUUUGCCUUAAAGUUAUUUGUAAAUUAGGUACUUUGAAUAACUUUUGAUUAAAAUCGUUUUAGCGAAAUUGCACGGUGGACAAAUCCACUGACGAUAUCAUAUAUUGCGGUGCGAGUCAUUUGGUCGAAGGCCAUUUGGUCGAAGGUUUAGUGAUCGAAAAAAAUCGAUCGAAAUGUCAUGUGAUCGAAUCUUUUUUUGGUCGAAAAACAGAUAAUCGAAUAUUUUAUUAAUAUAGUCGAAAUAUUUUGUGGUCGAAGUAAAGAUAAUGAUUAUCUUUUCGCUUACUUUAUCUAGUAUUUUUAUAGAUGUACCUAUAGCCCAUAUGAAGGUAUAUCGUAUAGUAGGUACUUAGUGUGUAACGACUGUUCAACGUGUACGGCGUACCUACCAAUAGUGUUUAUCAUCUGUUCAAUAUACUUUGGUAUUUUAUACAUAUUUUUGCAACAACAGUUAAUUUUUUUUUAUUAUUUAUAAAUAUGAAUAUUGAUAUUGUACCUAGCAUCCAUGGAGGAAUAUUAUUAAGUAUAAAUAAUUUCAUAUAUAAAAAAAACAAAGAUUUAUUACGUAAAACUGACGGCAAACACGUAUUUUAUUGGAUUUGUGUUAAUAAAUGUGAUGCAAAAAUUCGAACUGUGGAGACAAAUGAAAAAAAACAUGAACUAGAUAAAAAUUCAACGUUUUUUCCGGAUCAACACUGUCAUGCUCCCGAUCCUAUAGGCUUGGAAAUCUAUCAGAAAUCUAUUAACGAGUGUACGACAAUUGUUGCUUCCCAUGUGAGUAAGAAUUCAGUUCAACAAUUAAGUAUUUAUAGAAAAAUUCAAAAUAUUGGGUUAUUGACGAAAUAUGCAAAUGAUCCUGAGUUCAAUUUUCUUGCUAGACAUUUACCUGCGAUGGCCUUUUUACCAGUUGAUAGGGUUCAGGAAGGUUGGGGCCAUAAUCAAACCAUUAUUUGGGUUAAUUUUAAAAUUUAA
Molecule: messenger RNA, 1257 nt
Organism: Acyrthosiphon pisum (pea aphid)
Lineage: Eukaryota; Metazoa; Arthropoda; Insecta; Hemiptera; Aphididae
Exons: 4
Coding region: 763-1257 (164 amino acids)
Source: RefSeq, a predicted model, not a curated record